CGUCGAUGAAGAAAAAUGAGCUCUAAAAACGCCGUAGAAGCUAAAGAGGCAAAUAGAUGAUGAAAAAUAGAGGAUACGAGAUGCUCUUACACACUUAUUAAACGAGUCCUUAAGUUUUUUGGGCCAAAUUACUAUUUUAGGAAGUUGAUUAUCCUUCCAAAUGAGAUUUGAUAAUCUGAUCGCAAAUCCACCCGGACCUGCUCCAUUUUCCCAUCGAUUGACCAGACGCCGGCGACUAACAGAUUCAGCGGCCACCAUCGGCGAAUUUCGUCCUCCAGGGAGGUUCCGACGCCUCAGACUCCAGACCAGUGACGCACAGCAGCGGCGAGGCUGGCCCCUACGACUAUCGUCCACCCUGGCGAUCCUCCUCCCACGGGCGAACUCCGGAGAGCAUGGCUCUAGGCAUGGCGGUCUCUCCGUCGAAGACCCAACUCCGGCGUCCUACUAGCGACCCACAGACCCGACCCACAAAAACAGUGAAGCAUCCGAUGACUUGAUUCACAUAUUGCAAUUCAAUAUUAGUGUUUAAUUACACUCUGCACUCGAAUCUCAACCAAUAUCGCUAUGGCAGUGGAUACAACAUCCAUACUCCACUUUACUCACUCUCUUACUAUUUCUAAUGCUCUUCCACAUCGUUUCCUACACUUUUUGAUUCGAGGUCUUUGGUGUUUAACAACGCAUAAAAGAUUAUUUGCAUCAAAAUUGGCACUGUUGAGGAAUAAAAGAUGCAUGCAACAAAAGGGAAAAUGCUACCAAAGCAUACAUACACAAGAUUGCAUAUACUCGGGGGUUUUUCGAGGUGUGAUACUAGUCUCCCGCCAUAACAAUGUGUGAAUGAUAGGGUAGCAUAUGAGACAAAGUCAAGCUCAUCCCUAACAAUCAUAGCAUAUCAAGUCUAAACCAAAACAAACAACAACCAAUGCGCAUAAAAAAGAUAUUUCCAACCAUGAACUCUUCAUCAAGAAAAAUAAAUCCAAAAAAUCUUUUUGUGUAAGAAAAUGCGCCACAUGGACAAGUGAGGAGGUGAGGGUAAUGGGGAAAUAAAGGAUGAGUGGAGAU
Cuscuta campestris is the source of this 1059-nucleotide messenger RNA. NCBI's taxonomy places the organism in Eukaryota, Viridiplantae, Streptophyta, Magnoliopsida, Solanales, Convolvulaceae. The record is from the annotation of a GenBank genome assembly.